AUGUCUAACAGUAAACCUAAUAAUAAUUCUAUACCCAAUAUCGAUAAAGUAACUACGGACUGUCCUAUGGAAGAAGUUGUAGCUACCUCUUCAACUCACGACCUUUCUCACAGCGAAAUUGAACUCACAUCACGUGACUCAUCAAAAAAUGAUACUCACACGCAAACACCAAUCAACGAAAACUUGACUAAUAUGGAGGAAGAUCCCUCGGAACCUAAUCCAGAUAAAGGAAAAUCACCGGAAUCACAAACAGCCACACAAACAAACUUACCAAAUGCGAUUCCGAUGACCGUGCUAAAUGAUAUUUUUACACCAACAUCACAAGCUCCUAACAAAACACACAAAGGAUUUAUUCCCAGAGACAGUUUUAAAUCUGACCUCUCGAACAACGAAAUAAUUAACUUACUAAAAACGGCAUUUAUCCGUGACAGUAACGCCUUCAAAUUUGAAUCCAAUACAACUUCCACAUACAAAUAUUUCACUAUAUAUUUUAGAACACGGGACUCACUUAACCAAUAUAUAGAAAAAAGUCCCGAUAACCUUAAACAGGUUAAAAUAUACGAGUUAACCAAUGAAGCUAUCAAUACCUUAUUGGAUCAAAAAUUCGCUAAUUUGGACGCAGCAGUCAUAAAAAUCAUGGACAUACCUUAUAAUUACGACACAUCAAUGCUUAUUAAACACCUUGCUAUUAAGACCAACAGCAAUAUUAUAGACCAUAAAGAGCUCAAAAAACCACCAAGAAAAUUACCUAACCGCAAUAAUCGUGGAUGCCCGAUUUUCAUCAAACCUGCAUACAAACAACUAAUCGUACGCUUCGAUAAACAAUCUGCCUACGAUUAUUUCAUGAAAGAAAAUUAUUGGAGUCUUGAAAUAGAAAAUUUUGUAGUAAGAAUUCUACCAGGCAAUCAGAAUGACCCCGAGUUUAAAAAGCGUACCAGCAAAUAUUUUAAAAUUACUGGACUACCACUUAACACAACAGCUAUGGACCUUAAUCCACUUAUAAAACAUGUAUAUGGACGUACUUGUACGUUCACACAAACUACUCGAUAUUCAACGAUGAAAAAUGCUUACGUAUAUGUUUCACCAGAAAAUUAUCCUGAUAACGCAACGGGAGGCGCGUCUUCACUAUUCGAGAACCACAACAUUUACAUCAUCCCAGGGCACAUAUCAGCCAAAACAUGCAACACUUGUGGAUCCCCUUUACACAUUUCUCAAAACUGUGACGAUGUAAACUUCAAAACAACAAGAGAUAACCGUAAAAUCUAUAAUAAAAGAUUCAUCGAUAGAAAAGAGGAAAAAAUCACUAUUCACGAAAACCACAAAAGCAGAUACAACCACGUGAUUUCUCUUAAUGCUAACAAAAACUCAAACCCAUCACAAACAAACAACAAACGCUCAUCAUCACAAACAAAUACCCGCAAUAUAAAUCCAAUACCUAAUAAUUCACAAUACCCCCGUCAAACAAGACAACCAUACAACAAAACACAUAAUAUGAACGACAUUAAUAACUGGGACGAACCCUCUAUGUCUACCCCUCAAUACCAACAUCAGUACACAUCAAAUGAUGAAAUAGACAAAAGAAUUAUAGAACUAGAGAAACAAGUACAAAGUCUUCUAAAAAAUAUUAAAACUUUACAAGAAAAUAAAGUUAAAACGGAUGAGACGAUCGCUGACAUCCAUCACAAUACUAGCCUAAUGAACACAUCACUCACGAACGUGAAUAUGAGACUAGACAAAUAUGAUACAAUCCUAGAACGUCUCACCACUAACAUCGGCUUACUUAGUAAGAAAGAAAUUUCAUCCGCCCAAGAGCGCCCUCGUAAAAUAUCCAAAAAAAUUACACCAUAUGAUCAAACUUCGUACAGAUCAACUAAAUCCAAAUACAACCUCAGAAAUAACAAAGACUACAACAAUUCAGCUGAAGAUAGUGAAUUCGUCCCGGCAACAGAAGAUGACACUGAUGCCCCUGACGACGCUGCUAUGUCGGACGGUGCCAUUUUCGAAGGCAUAAUUGACAAAACACUAAACGAACCUAUGAAAAAUGACACUUUUACCGUUAAAUCUUAUAACCCAUUGAACCUCCUCCCGAGCUUCAACGCGACACGUUAA
Molecule: messenger RNA, 2109 nt
Organism: Rhizophagus irregularis DAOM 181602=DAOM 197198
Lineage: Eukaryota; Fungi; Glomeromycota; Glomeromycetes; Glomerales; Glomeraceae
Source: RefSeq, a predicted model, not a curated record